Pipistrellus nathusii (Nathusius's pipistrelle) is the source of this 1458-nucleotide messenger RNA. NCBI's taxonomy places the organism in Eukaryota, Metazoa, Chordata, Mammalia, Chiroptera, Vespertilionidae. The record is from the annotation of a GenBank genome assembly.
AUGGAUGAGCUGGUACAUGACUUAGCCUCAGCCUUGGAGCAGACAUCUGAACAGAAUAAGCUUGGUGAGCUGUGGGAAGAGAUGGCCUUGAGCCCUCGGCAGCAGAGGCGGCAGCUUCGCAAACGGAGAGGCAGGAAGCGCCGCUCAGACUUCACCCACCUGGCAGAGCACACCUGCUGCUACAGUGAGGCCUCUGAGUCCAGUCUGGAUGAGGCCGUUAAGGACUGUCGAGAAAUGGCCCCGGUCACUAAUUUUAGUGACUCUGAUGACACCAUGGUAGCCAAACGGCAUCCAGCUCUCAACACCAUUGUUAAGAGUAAGCAACACUCUUGGCAUGAAUCUGACUCCUUUACGGAAAAUGCACCUUGUCGGCCGCUCAGGCGCAGGCGGAAGGUGAAGCGAGUGACUUCAGAGGUGGCUGCCAGCCUUCAGCAGAAGCUCAAGGUGUCAGAUUGGAGCUAUGAGAGAGGGUGUAGGUUCAAGUCUGCGAAGAAGCAGCGUCUGUCACGCUGGAAGGAGAAUACUCCCUGGACAUCAUCAGGCCACGGAUUGUGUGAAUCAGCAGAAACUAGGACUUUUCUCAACAAAACGGGAAGGAAAGAAAGGAUGGAGUGUGAAACAGAUGAACAAAAACAGGGCUCUGAUGAGAACAUGUCAGAAUGUGAAACCAGCAGUGUAUGUAGCAGCAGUGACACAGGGCUCUUUACCAACGAUGAAGGACGGCAAGGGGAUGAUGAGCAGAGUGAUUGGUUCUAUGAAGGAGAGUGUGUUCCAGGAUUCACUGUCCCUAAUCUUCUGCCCAAGUGGACUCCUGAUCAUUGCUCUGAAGUAGAAAGAAUGGAUUGUGGACUGGAUAAACUCUCAGACUCCACAUUCCUUUUACCUUCUCGGCCAGCUCAAAGAGGGUACCAUUCUCGCUUGAAUCGUCUGCCUGGAGCUGCUCGAUGUCUCAGAAAGGGGCGAAGGAGGCUUGUUGGGAAGGAGACCAGCAUAAGUACUUUGGGUACUGAGCGGAUAGGCCACAUCAUUAGUGACUCCCGGCAGAAAGAAAAGAAUAAAGUGUUGGCUUCUGAUUUUCCUUCUCUUUCUGCUUGUGCACAUGAGUUUAAUCCCCUCUCUCCGCUUUACUCCCUGGAUGUUCUCGCUGACGCUUCUCACCGACGGUGUUCACCUGCACACUGCUCUGCCAGACAGGCAAGCCUACACUUGGGACCCCCAUGCUCACGUGACAUCAAGAGGAAACGGAAGCCUGUGGCCACAGCAUCUCUGUCUAACCCAAAUGCAGCAAUCUCAUCAGUUCCUGCGGAUGUGAUGGAGCCAAUCGCACCAGUGCCACAGGCCCCGAAAUCUCCCAACACAGAGUGGCUGGUCAGGACCUCGGCCCCAGAAAAAGCCGCCGAUUCAGCUGCAGCCACAUUUUUUAAGAUGCCACAAGAAAAGAGUCCUGGAUGCAGCUAG